AUGGUACGAAAAUUACGUUUUCACGAGCGUAAAUUAUUAAAAAAAGUUGAUUUUAUCAAUUGGGAAGUUGAUAAAAAUUUACAUGAAGUAACUGUUAUGCGUAAAUUUCAUAUACAAAAACGUGAAGAUUAUACAAAAUAUAAUGAUUUAUCACGAAGAAUACGUGAAUUAGCUCGUAAAAUUAAAGAAUUAGAUGCUAAUGAUCCAUUUCGAAUAGAAGCAACACGUACAUUAUUAGAAAAAUUACAUUCACUUGGUUUAACACCAACAAAAGAAAAUCUUGAAUUAGUUGAUAAAAUAACUGCUAGUCGAUUUUGUCGACGUCGUUUACCUGUUGUUAUGACACGUAAUCAUAUGGCACAACAUUUACCAGGAGCAGUUAAAUUUAUUGAACAAGGACAUAUUCGUAUUGGACCUGAUAUUGUUACCGAUCCAGCAUUUCUUGUUACGAGAAAUACAGAAGAUUUUAUUUCAUGGACUGAUAAUUCAGCAAUACGAAGACAAUUAUUAGAAUAUCAAGAUAUGGAAACUGAAAUUGUUUAA
Molecule: messenger RNA, 543 nt
Organism: Rotaria sordida
Lineage: Eukaryota; Metazoa; Rotifera; Eurotatoria; Philodinida; Philodinidae
Source: the annotation of a GenBank genome assembly